Molecule: messenger RNA, 1597 nt
Organism: Drosophila innubila
Lineage: Eukaryota; Metazoa; Arthropoda; Insecta; Diptera; Drosophilidae
Gene: mtTFB2
Product: dimethyladenosine transferase 2, mitochondrial
Exons: 4
Coding region: 81-1496 (471 amino acids)
Biological process (GO): transcription initiation at mitochondrial promoter; rRNA methylation
Cellular component (GO): mitochondrial matrix
Molecular function (GO): rRNA (adenine-N6,N6-)-dimethyltransferase activity; mitochondrial transcription factor activity
Source: RefSeq, a predicted model, not a curated record
AAUGCUGUAAACAAAACAAACCGUUGCAACUGGUGGAUUUUAUACAAAACCUUAUUAGUUAAAGUAAAAAAGUAAUCAAAAUGAUAACACUGCGUUGCAGUCUAAGGCUCUGCAAUGGCAGACGCAUUCAAAACGUGACCAAAUGUUAUCAGAGUACCAAGGCGAAGCGUGCAGAGCAUGCCGAGAGAAUGUCCCGUUACGGCAUGGAAUUUCCAGAGAAACUUCUGACCAAGAAACUAAAGAGCGCCGCCAACAUGUACAUUGCCGAUGCAGGAAUAGCACAACAGAUUAACAAUUACCUAGAGCCGCAUUUGAAGGAGUCCAAGUGUGACACAGUGCUGGAGCUGAAUCCCGGGCCGGGUCACCUCACACGACAUUUGCUGGAUCGGGAGUCGCAGUUUCGCAAGCUCAUUUUGAUAGAAUCCACAGAGCAUUUUAUGCCGCGUCUACAGGAGAUGCAUUCACUGUAUCCGGAUCGUGUUAAGGUGCAUCAUGGCGACCUUGUUGGCCUGCAUAAGCUGGCCUUUAUGGAUAAGAUAGAUAAUGGCAUGCGUGUGGCAGACUUGCUCUGCGAUGUGCCACAAAAGGCGUUUAAUGAAGAUAUAAAUAUGCUGGUGCUUGGCGCUGUGGGUUCCUAUCCCUUUUUCAAGCACUUGAUCAAUUCUUUGAUCUUCCAGUCGAGUCUCUACAAUUUGGGACGCUGCGAAAUGAUGCUGGCAAUGCCGCCACCCAUUUACAUUCACUUGACCUGCUCCAAUGACAUUGGUUAUCUGAUCUAUCGCUCCACCUCCGUGCUGUUUCAAAUACUCUUUGAGCAUCGUUUUAUAGCCAAGGUGCCGCGAGAGCUCUUCCUGCCCCAACAAUCCAACUUUAAUCUAAGCAAAAGCAGCAAAUUGCUCAAAAUCAAGUCCAUCAAUCCAGAAUACUUGUAUUUAGUUAAAUUUAAGCCGCGUCGCAAUCUCCAUGAAUUAUGUCCAAUUCAGGAUCUGCCCGCCUUGUGGUUCUUUAUAAAGCAAAACUUUGUGAGUCGCCGCAAUCGCAUAAUACCCAAUUUAGAAAAGUGGAUUCCUGGCUGUGGACCACGACUUAUAAUCAAUCAAAAUGCCUCCGAACCAGUUACGCCCAUCUAUGCAAAUGAAUCCGUUGAGCACUUGCCACAAUACUCAAUGCAGAGCAGCACGAUGAGCACACGAAAUUACUUUCCCGGUAUCAAUAUUUACACUCAGUUUGGCGAUCUGACACCUAGUCAAAUGUUGACGUUAUUUACACAAUUCCGUCGGUGGCCAGAAUAUGGGGAAAGUUCAUUUCUGGCCUCGUUGGAGAACACGUUGCUUAAGCUGGAAUCUGUGACCGACGAACAGGUCUUGGAUGAGAGUGUUAAUCUGGCGGAGGAGGAUGAUAUAAGCAGUGAGAACGUGGAUGAAUUGCUGGAGGCAAACGAAGAAGCUGCUCCAAAGCCCGCCAAGAGUCGCAAGAAAACCAAACAGACUGUUUAAAUUCGAGCUCAGCUCCUACGACUUGUACAAAGAUGUAUAAUUAGUUGUUAUUGUUAACCAUAAAAUCGUGUUGAAUUUAAAUGAAUUGACACACACAUGUA